This is a messenger RNA of Acanthosepion pharaonis, 573 nucleotides long. The record is from the annotation of a GenBank genome assembly. NCBI's taxonomy places the organism in Eukaryota, Metazoa, Mollusca, Cephalopoda, Sepiida, Sepiidae.
AUGAUUUUACAAGACUAUCCGGGUAAUCCUCGCUUCGCGAAAGAUUGUUCCUUUUUCUUCUUGCUUUCACGAGAUUCAAAUAAUAAUUUGAGUGAAAUCGCAUAUAACCCGUUCUUUAUUCCCAAUCCGAAAUUUCUAUCGUUUAUAAAUUUUUCUCUCUUCUUUUCUUUUCAUUCCUUUCUUACAUUUAUAUGUUUUCUUUUCUUUCAUUUUGAAUUUUUUUUUCUUCCUUCCACUCAUUUUUUUUCCUUGGGGUUAUUCUUCAUUCGGUAUGUGUUUUUUUUUUUCACUGUCAUUCAUUUUCUUUCUUCCUUUCCGUCGCAGAUUAACCAUCCAUUUUUGCUAUUCCUUUCUAGUCACUUUCUUCUCUUUAUUUUUGUCGUUAAUAUUCUUCUUUCUUUUCUUCUUUAUUUUCAAUUGUUUUUUUUUUCCGAACAUUUCUUUCUUUCUUUCUUUCUUUUUCAUAUUAUAUUUAAAUUGUUUGUUUUUCUUUCUUUUCCCUCUUUUCAAUUGCGUUUUCCCAACUUUCCUUUCUUUUUUCUUCUUUUCUUUCUUUUUCAUAUAAUUUUUUAA